GGACGGAGGUGGGGAGGCUGAGGCUUCCAUUGCCUCUUUGUCGAGAAGCAAAUCGUUAGGUAGAGCUUCCUGGCGAUAGUGCGACAGUUUCAGAAAGCUUUCGGCUGCAGUCUUACCCACGUUUACCUAGAGAGGAGAAGCAGCUUGAGCUAUCUCUAGAGGCACUCAUCAGUCAAGUGGCUGACCUGAAGAAUUCCUUGGUCAGUUUCAUUUACAAGCUGGAGAAUGAAUAUGACCGCCUCACCUGGUAAGAGGGCCUUCAGUAUUAGACAGCUUUGCUCUGCUCUCAGGACAGCUAAACACCCUAAAUAAAGUACUGAAGCAUGAGAAGACCCCAUUGCUACGCAACCAGGUUAUAAUUCCAUUGGUGCUAUCCCCAGACCGUGAUGAAGAGAUUAUGCGGCAAACAGAAGGAAGAGUGCCAGUUUUUAGCCAUGAGGUUGUACCCGAUCAUCUGCGAACCAAGCCUGAUCCUGAGGUAGAGGAGCAAGAGAAGCAGCUGAGCACAGAUGCAGCUCGCCUUGGUACUGAUGUGGCACAGAAGCAGAUUCAGAGCCUAAACAAAAUGUGUUCAAACUUGCUGGAGAAAAUCAACAAAGAGGAACGAGAGUCUGAAAGUGGAGGUUUACGGCAGAACAAGCAGACAUUCAACCCUGCUGAUACCAAUGCGCUGGUUGCAGCUGUAGGCUUCGGGAAGGGACUAUCCAAUAGGCGUCCACCAAGUGUGGCAGGACCUGUUCAGGCUGGUCAGCCAGGUGGCAAUACCAUCAUAGCAGGUGCUUCUGCCAUGCAACAGGUACAAAUGUCUGGAGCACAAAGCCAACAGCAGCAAAUGCUUGGAGGAGUGCAGAUAUCACAAGCAGGUCAACCAGGUAAGAUGCCCAGUGGAAUAAAAACCAAUAUCAAAUCUGCUUCAAUGCAUCCCUAUCAAAGGUGAGUCAGAAGCAUUCUGGCCUCUUGCUGUUCCUGGAAUUCAUUUUCAAGACAUCGUUUCUUCACCUCACUCUCUACAGUGAGAUUUCUGACUGAAGUUUUUCCCCUUGAGAUGUCACAGAAGUCAUUUAUUUACAUGGCUGCAUUGAUCACCAGAAUACAGGACUGUACUCUUCAUCCAUACUCUUCAUAUAGAGUGGCAAACUAGCCAGGCCUGGAGGAGGAGGAGAUUUUGGCUAGUUUUCCUCAUGUUUAUAAUAAAUCUGAAUGCCUUGGAGAGCUUACUUCUUUUGGAAUUGUAUAAUGAUCAAAGAGGAGGAGAUAGGCAAUAUGUAUUUUUGAAUGUUUUGUUUAAUAAACGUCAAGUGGUCUGCUUCUGUA
Varanus komodoensis (Komodo dragon) is the source of this 1314-nucleotide messenger RNA. It is a transcript of the gene MED8, whose product is annotated as mediator complex subunit 8. Gene Ontology annotation, biological process: regulation of transcription by RNA polymerase II. The coding region runs from base 398 to 937 and encodes 179 amino acids. The transcript has 7 exons. Lineage: Eukaryota; Metazoa; Chordata; Lepidosauria; Squamata; Varanidae. The record is from RefSeq and is a predicted model, not a curated record. Gene Ontology annotation, cellular component: core mediator complex; mediator complex. Gene Ontology annotation, molecular function: transcription coregulator activity; RNA polymerase II cis-regulatory region sequence-specific DNA binding.